This is a messenger RNA of Malurus melanocephalus (red-backed fairy wren), 814 nucleotides long. RefSeq names its product zinc finger protein 239-like. The annotation marks the transcript as partial. The record is from RefSeq and is a predicted model, not a curated record. Gene Ontology annotation, biological process: regulation of transcription by RNA polymerase II. NCBI's taxonomy places the organism in Eukaryota, Metazoa, Chordata, Aves, Passeriformes, Maluridae. The transcript is spliced from 2 exons. Gene Ontology annotation, molecular function: DNA-binding transcription factor activity, RNA polymerase II-specific; RNA polymerase II cis-regulatory region sequence-specific DNA binding.
AUGUCCCAGAACCCCCAGGCAGGAGGACAAAUACCCCAGCAGAACCUCGUGGAAGAGGCUGUUUUGAGAAGCUCCAGGGCACAGGAAUCCAAUGAGAAGGAAAAGCCACAGAGAUCUUGCGCAAGGAGGGGCUCCAAACCCAGGCCAGGGUGUUCUGAGGAGAAAAGACCCACCCAGUGCCAUGAAAGCAGCCAGAACUUCAGCCGGGGCUUGGACCGGGUGGUCCAUGAGCAGCUUCACGCUGGGGAGAAGCCCUACAAGUGCUUGGAGUGUGGGAAGAGCUUCAGCAAGAGCACCCGCCUGAUCCGUCACCAGCUGAUCCACACUGGGGAAUGGCCCUACGAGUGUGGGGAAUGUGGGAAGGGCUUCAGAGACAGCUCCAGCCUGAUCCAGCACCAGCGCAUCCACACUGGGGAGAGGCCCUACGAGUGUGGGGAAUGUGGGAAGAAGUUUUCACAGAGCUCCCACCUCCUCAGCCAUCAGCGAAUUCACAGGGAGGAGAGGCCCUUCCUCUGCCCCGACUGUGGGAAGGGCUUCAAGCACAACUGCACCCUCGUCAGGCACCAGCGCAUCCACGCUGGAGAAAGGCCCUACAGGUGCUUGGAAUGUGAGAAGAGCUUCAGCUCGAGCUCCCACCUGAUCCGCCGCCAGCGCAUCCACACAGGAGAGUGGCCCUAUGAGUGUUCUGAGUGUGGGGAGAGGCUUCAGAGCAGCUCCAGUCUCCUCAGGCACCAGCGGAUUCACACGGAGGAGAGGCCCUAUGAGUGUUCUGAAUGUAGGAAGAGGUUUCAGAACAGCUCCAAUCUCCUCAGGC